GCAGUGUGGCGCCUCCCUCCCGGGCCGCUCAGGUUUUAAUUUUUGUUCAAGUUUUUAAUCUGGUGCCAUCGGGCAGAUCAAAGCGAGAAAAUCGGGUAAAAACUGCGCGAUUCGGCGCGCGGCGGCCCAGGGUAUUUAAAUAAUUGGAUAUUUUAUACAACGACUGAUUGUAGAAGAUGGCGAAAUUCCUGACCCCUGUGAUCCAGGAUAAUCCGUUCGGAUGGGGACCGUGUGCAGUCCCAGAGCAGUUCAAGGAUAUGCCCUAUCAGCCGUUCAGUAAGGGCGAUCGGCUGGGAAAGGUUGCUGAUUGGACAGGAGCAACAUAUCAAGAUAAGCGAUACACCAAUAAGUACUCCUCCCAGUUCGGCGGUGGCAGUCAGUACGCCUACUUCCACGAGGAGGACGAGACCAGCUUCCAGCUCGUUGACACUGCUCGCACGCAGAAGACUGCGUACCAGAGGAACCGUAUGAGAUUCGCUCAGCAGAGAAACAUGCGCCGGGAGAAGGAUAGGCGUCAGCUGCUGCAGUUUAACAUGCAGACUCUUCCAAAAAGUGCCAAGCAGAAGGAAAGGGAUCGUUUGCGUUUGCAGAAGAAAUUUCAGAAGCAGUUUGGUGUACGACAGAAAUGGGACCAGAAGAAUCAGCUGAAGCCAAGAGAUUCCUCUGUUGAAGUGCGCAGUGACUGGGAGGUGAAAGAGGAGAUGGACUUUCCUCGGCUGAUGAAGAUGAGAUACAUGGAAGUGGCUGAACCCAGCGACAUAGAGUGCUGCGGUACAUUGGAGUACUAUGACAAGGCUUUCGACCGAAUUACAACCCGGAACGAGAAGUCACUCAGAAGCAUCAAGAGGAUUUUCCACACUGUCACCACCACUGACGACCCAGUCAUCCGUAAGCUGGCCAAGUCCCAGGGGAAUGUGUUUGCAACAGACGCCAUCUUGGCCACUCUGAUGUGCUGCACUAGGUCCGUCUACUCCUGGGACAUCAUCGUGCAACGGGUCGGAUCCAAACUUUUCUUCGACAAACGUGACCACUCAGACUUUGACCUACUAACGGUCAGCGAAACUGCGAAUGAACCCCCUCAAGAUGAAGGGAAUUCUUUCAACUCUCCCCGUAACUUGGCCAUGGAGGCCACUUACAUCAACCACAACUUCUCUCAGCAAUGCCUGAAGAUGGUGAGAAAAGGGUCAUCAAACGAUGGUGUUGAGAAGUACAAGUUCCCGAAUCCAAACCCUUUUGUGGAGGAUGACGUAGACAAGAACGAGGUGGCUUCGGUGGGAUACAGGUAUCGGAGGUGGAAGCUGGGAGAAGACAUUGACCUGAUCGUGCGGUGCGAGCAUGAUGGCGUCAUGACAGGCGCCAACAGUGAAGUGUCCUUCAUCAACGUCAAGACUCUGAACGAGUGGGACUCUCGGUACUGUAAUGGAGUGGAUUGGCGCCAGAAGCUGGACUCUCAGAGGGGAGCUGUCCUGGCCACAGAGUUGAAGAAUAACAGCUAUAAACUAGCUCGAUGGACCUGCUGUGCAUUGCUGGCUGGAUCAGAAUAUCUGAAACUUGGCUAUGUGUCCCGAUUCCACAUCAAGGAUUCCUCUCGUCAUGUGAUCCUGGGCACCCAACAGUUCAAACCCAAUGAGUUUGCCAGUCAGAUUAACCUGAGUAUGGAGAAUGCCUGGGGAAUCCUGCGCUGUGUCAUUGACAUCUGCAUGAAGUUGGAUGAGGGCAAAUACCUCAUCCUGAAAGACCCUAACAAGCAAGUCAUCCGUGUCUACAGCCUUCCCGAUGGCACCUUUAGCUCUGAAGAAGAUGAGGAUGAGGAGGAUGAUGAGGAUGAUGAAGAGGAGGAUGGUGCACAGUGAGGAGUACAGAAAACCCCUGACUCCAUGGAAACCUUUGAUAAAGAGUCACAGAAUUUACCGGGUCUUGCCAACACGACACUGAGAAAGUUCACUCAUAGUGUAGCAUGACAAAGUAUGAAUACAAGUUACUCAUUGUACACUCACUCAAAAAGAAACUCUUCUCAAAUAUGUCCCUCAGUUUUUAUCCAGAGUCCCAAACCCUGCUGGGGUCAUGUUUCUCUGCUGCAUCUUCCCAAGUGCGAGCCCAGUGAUUGUGUUGACAUGCAGUGUGGGGCUGUCACAGCUAAGCCCAAUCUGCCUCUCUUCUCUGGCAAAGGGCCCAAACUCUGAAGUGUUGACCCAUGCCCUCCCUUUACAGCCUCUGGUGGACCUGCUGUGUGUGAGUUGUCCAGCAACCUCUGUCAUUACUUCUGACCUCAGCUGAAAUUCACCCACGCAUUUUGCAGUUGGAGUCAGCGAGAAGUUGAAACUCUGACCUACCCAUCUGUCUCUGUCUUGUCCCUUCUCUCUCUAGCCCUCUCUUUCUCCUCCUUGCUCUCUUUCUCCUCCUUGCUCUCUCUCUCCUUCUCGCGCUCUCUCUCUCUCUCUCUCUUUCUCUCUCUCCUGCUCGCUCGUGCUCCGGGCUACUAGCACCAUUUGCAGCACUGCCCCUCCACCACACAGUCCACCUCAGGUCAGUUAAUGGGGCACAGGCUAGGGGUUAACACUCCGUUUCUCUGACUGUGUCUCCUACAGAGUGAACCCGACAGCUACUUCCUACCAGCCUCUCCUGGAAGAAUAGUGAGAGACAUUUGAUCAAUCUGACAGUCUGCACGACAGGCUUGAGCAUCAUGGUAUUUAAACUCAAAUCCUGACAGCUAAAUCUUCAUAAAACAAUAAAUAGACAAAAAAAUAUUGCUACAAGCUGGUACAAGGGAGCACGUUUUUAAAUGACUGCAGAGUAAACUUAAAAUUGAGUUUGGGAUGAAGAAUCAAAUCUGCUAGAUGGGGCAUUGUAGGUCAAGACAGUAGAGAUGUUUAAAAUUGCAGUUGGGUGCAGGACUGAAAGACACGAGUAGCAUUGUCACCUUUCAAAGGAGAGAUUUUUCACUCCUUUUGUUUCUCUGCUAACUCGUCUUAUUCUUCCCUGCAGCCUUGACUAUUUCCUGGAUUUAAGAUUAACCUGUCUUUCCCCAAUUACAAUGCCUGAAAACUUUGUAAAUCUAAUGCCAGCCUGUAAUGAGGAGCCUCAUUUGAAAUGUGUUCAAGAAAGGAAUUCAUUCAGUCAGACUUGAAGCUUUGAGGGAGGGGUUGAGUUUGUGUACAAAAGAAAUGAGAAUAAAGAUUCCAUUUUGA
Messenger RNA from Carcharodon carcharias (great white shark), 3188 nucleotides. It is a transcript of the gene eif3d, whose product is annotated as eukaryotic translation initiation factor 3, subunit D. Gene Ontology annotation, molecular function: translation initiation factor activity. The record is from RefSeq and is a predicted model, not a curated record. NCBI's taxonomy places the organism in Eukaryota, Metazoa, Chordata, Chondrichthyes, Lamniformes, Lamnidae. Gene Ontology annotation, biological process: translational initiation. Gene Ontology annotation, cellular component: eukaryotic translation initiation factor 3 complex; cytoplasm. Bases 177 to 1853 code for a protein of 558 amino acids. The transcript is spliced from 15 exons.